Molecule: messenger RNA, 2289 nt
Organism: Henningerozyma blattae CBS 6284
Lineage: Eukaryota; Fungi; Ascomycota; Saccharomycetes; Saccharomycetales; Saccharomycetaceae
Gene: SEC18
Product: AAA family ATPase SEC18
Exons: 1
Coding region: 1-2289 (762 amino acids)
Biological process (GO): Golgi to plasma membrane protein transport; SNARE complex disassembly; intra-Golgi vesicle-mediated transport
Cellular component (GO): Golgi stack
Molecular function (GO): ATP hydrolysis activity; ATP binding
Source: RefSeq, a predicted model, not a curated record
AUGGAUAAAUUCAAAUUACCUCUACUAGGACAGAAACACCCUGUCUCUCAACCACCAGACAUGUCCAAUGUCGUAGACUUCCAUCCUCGUCAACUAUUCGUAGUCAAUUGUCCCAACAAUUCGUACGCCCUAACAAACGUCGUCGCAGUUUCCCCCCAUGAUUUCCCCAAUAAUAUCUAUAUAAUCAUCGACAACGCUUAUGUCUUCACCACAAAGAUUUCAAACGAAUUGCAACCAGGAUCCAUUGGUUUCAACGGAAAUCAAAGAACCUGGGGUGGUUGGUCUUUGAAUCAACAUGUCAACGUCCAACCAUUCGACUUGACCCGUUAUAACCAUGGAAAUCCUUCUUACUUGGGCAACAUCGAUUUGGAAAUCAACUUCAGAUCAAAGGGUAAAGCCGUCCCCACCAUGUUUGAUCAAGAUGAAUUGGCUACUCAUUUCUUGAAAAAUUUCGACACUCAAAUCUUCUCUCCAACUCAAUAUAUCAUUUUCGAAUUUAAAAACCAUAUCUUUGAUUUAAAAGUACGUUCCAUCCAAUCCAUAGAUUUCUCGGAUAUAGAACCCGUAACUCCAAUCUCAACAAACCUCUCCGCAAAGGGCAUUCUCACCAAAAAAACACAGAUUAAUUUCUUCAAAGGUAAAGAUGGUCUUGUCAACUUGAAAUCGUCCAAUUCUCUAAGACCAAGAUCAGACGCUGUCAUCAGACCCGAUUUCAAAUUCGAAGAUCUCGGUGUUGGUGGGUUAGAUGCAGAAUUCACCAAAAUCUUUAGAAGAGCUUUUGCUUCAAGAAUCUUCCCGCCAGCAAUCAUUGAAAAAUUGGGGAUAUCUCAUGUUAAAGGUCUUUUACUUUAUGGUCCACCGGGCACUGGUAAGACUUUAAUUGCUCGUAAAAUCGGUACCAUGUUAAAUGCCAAAGAACCCAAGAUUGUCAAUGGUCCCGAAAUCUUGAGUAAAUAUGUUGGUUCAUCUGAAGAGAAUAUUAGAAACUUGUUUAAAGAUGCUGAAGCAGAGUAUAAACAAAAGGGUGAGGAAUCUUCCCUUCAUAUCAUUAUUUUCGAUGAAUUAGAUUCGGUUUUCAAAUCAAGAGGUUCAAGAGGUGAUGGUACUGGUGUAGGUGAUAAUGUCGUAAAUCAAUUAUUGGCCAAGAUGGAUGGUGUCGAUCAAUUGAAUAAUAUCUUGGUCAUCGGUAUGACCAACCGUAAAGAUUUGAUCGAUUCCGCCUUGUUAAGACCAGGGAGAUUCGAAGUACAAGUCGAAAUCCAUUUACCAGAUGAAAAGGGAAGGGUACAAAUCUUGGAAAUCCAAACCAAAAAAAUGAGACAAAAUAAUAUGAUCGAUAAAGAUGUCAAUUUAAAAGAAUUGGCUUCUUUGACCAAGAAUUUCUCAGGUGCGGAAAUCGAAGGUCUUGUCAAAAGUGCAAGUUCCUUUGCCAUCAACAAGACAGUAAAUAUAGGUAAAGCUUCUACCAAAUUGAAUCCAAAGGAUAUUGCAAACUUAAAAGUCACCAGAUCCGAUUUCCUCAACGCUUUACAAGAAGUUACUCCAGCCUUUGGGAUUAGUGAAGAAGAUUUGAAAUCCUGUGUAGAAGGUGGAAUCAUUAGAUAUUCAGAAAAAAUAGAUUCUAUUUUGAAAAAUGGUGAUCGUUAUGUUCGUCAAGUUAAAGAAAGUGAAAAAUCAAGAUUGGUUUCUUUAUUAAUUCAUGGUCCUUCAGGUUCAGGUAAGACUGCUCUUUCUGCUGCAAUCGCUUUAAAUUCUCAAUUCCCAUUCAUUAGAUUGAUUUCUCCAAAUGAUAUUUCAGGUAUGUCUGAAGCUGCAAAGAUCACAUUCAUCGAUAAUACUUUUAGAGACGCUUAUAAAUCCCCUUUGAAUAUCCUAGUCAUAGAUUCCAUUGAGACUUUAGUCGAUUGGGUCCCCAUUGGUCCUCGUUUUUCAAAUAAUAUCUUGCAAGUUUUAAAAGUCGCUUUAAAGAGGAAACCUCCACAAGAUCGUCGUCUUUUAAUAAUGACCACCACUACAAACCGUACGGUUUUACAACAAAUGGAUAUUCUAAGUUGUUUUGAUAAUGAAAUCGCAGUACCAAAUAUUACUACCAUUGAUGAAUUCAAUAAUAUUAUGAUAGACACAAAAUUCUUGGAUGAUCAAAAUAGAGUUAAAGUUUUGAAUGAAAUGUCCAAAAUCAUUCCUCAUUUCAAUAUCGGUAUUAAAAAAGUUUUAACAAAUAUUGAAACUGCUAAACAUGAUGAUGAUCCAACAAAUGAAAUUAUUGAAUUAAUGGCUCAAAGUUUAUAA